Molecule: messenger RNA, 614 nt
Organism: Drosophila montana
Lineage: Eukaryota; Metazoa; Arthropoda; Insecta; Diptera; Drosophilidae
Gene: RpLP1
Product: Ribosomal protein LP1
Exons: 2
Coding region: 128-466 (112 amino acids)
Biological process (GO): cytoplasmic translation; translational elongation
Cellular component (GO): cytosolic large ribosomal subunit; ribosome
Molecular function (GO): protein kinase activator activity; ribonucleoprotein complex binding; structural constituent of ribosome
Source: RefSeq, a predicted model, not a curated record
UACAUCGUUCUUUCCGGUUUAGGAUUCUGUUCCGUGUGCUUGUUCUCUUUCGAGCUAAGGCCGAUUAUUAUAAAACAUUAAUUUUUGGCAACUUGCACCAAUUAUUAAAUAAGCAAACAGUUUAACAAUGUCGACAAAAGCUGAGCUCGCAUGCGUCUACGCCUCCCUCAUCCUGGUUGAUGACGAUGUCGCCGUCACCGGUGAGAAAAUCUCGACCAUUCUGAAGGCCGCUAAUGUUGAGGUCGAGCCCUACUGGCCCGGUCUGUUCGCCAAGGCGUUGGAGGGCAUCAAUGUCAAGGACUUGAUCACCAACAUUGGCUCCGGUGUUGGCGCUGCCCCAGCUGGCGGUGCUGCUGCGCCUGCUGCUGCCGAUGCGCCCGCCGCCGAGGCCAAGAAAGAGGAAAAGAAGAAGGAGGAGGAGUCCGAUGUCUCCGACGACGACAUGGGCUUCGGUCUGUUCGACUAAGCAGCAGCAUCACCAGCCACUGCAGCAAGAAGCAUACAACGCCAACAACAUCCGUCGUGUGUGUGAAGUGAAGUUUUUACUUUCCCCAAUUUUCGUACACGUUUUAAUGUACAGAUGCGAGGAAAUAUAAAAUGUUAACUACAACUGA